Messenger RNA from Suncus etruscus (white-toothed pygmy shrew), 1584 nucleotides. It is a transcript of the gene POLE2, whose product is annotated as DNA polymerase epsilon 2, accessory subunit. The transcript is spliced from 19 exons. Gene Ontology annotation, molecular function: DNA binding. Gene Ontology annotation, biological process: DNA-templated DNA replication; error-prone translesion synthesis. Lineage: Eukaryota; Metazoa; Chordata; Mammalia; Eulipotyphla; Soricidae. Gene Ontology annotation, cellular component: epsilon DNA polymerase complex. The coding region runs from base 1 to 1584 and encodes 527 amino acids. The record is from RefSeq and is a predicted model, not a curated record.
AUGGCGCCGGAUCGGUUGAGAAGUCGGACUCUCUCGGCUUUCAAGCUGCGUGGCUUUCUGCUCCGGGGUGAAGCUACUAAAUACCUUCUAGAAGCUCUCCAGUCUAUCAAUGAAGUGGAGCUUGAGGAUGCAUUGGAAAAGAUCAUUGAUGCAGUGGAAAAGCAACCCUUGUCAUCAAACAUGAUUGAACGAUCUGUGGUGGAAACAGCAGUCCAGGAAUGCAGUCAGUCUGUAGAUGAAACAAUAGAACAUAUUUUCAAUAUUAUAGGAGCAUUUGAUAUUCCACGCUUUGUGUAUAAUUCAGAAAGAAAAAAAUUUCUUCCCCUGUCACUGACCAACCACCCUCCACCAACUUUAUUUGGAACAGCAAGAGAUAAAGCAGAGCUGUUCUGUGAACGUUAUACCAUCUUGCACCAGCGGACAUGCAGACAUGAAUUGUUUACUCCUCCAGUGAUUGGGUCUAACCCUGAUGAAAGUGGAAGCAAAUUUCAGCUUAAAACAAUAGAAACUUUAUUGGGCAGUACAACAAAAAUUGGAGAUGUAAUUGUUCUUGGAAUGAUAACCCAGUUGAAGGAGGGAAAAUAUUUUCUAGAAGAUCCAACAGGAACAGUGCAAGUAGAUCUCAAUAAAGCUCAGUUUCAUAGUGGCUUAUACACAGAGUCGUGCUUUGUCUUAGCCGAAGGUUGGUUUGAAGAUCAAGUGUUUCAUGUUAAUGCAUUUGGAUUUCCACCCACCGAACCCUCUUGUACUACUAGGGCAUACUAUGGAAAUAUAAAUUUUUUUGGUGGGCCUUCUAAUAUAUCCGUGAAAAGUUCUGCAAAACUUAAACAACUGGAAGAUGAGAAUAAAGAUGCCAUGUUUGUUUUUGUAUCUGAUGUUUGGUUGGACCAAGCAGAAGUAUUGGAAAAAUUUCGCAUUAUGUUUUCUGGUUAUUCACCAUCACCACCUACCUGCUUUAUACUGUGUGGCAAUUUUUCAUCUGCACCAUAUGGAAAAAACCAGGUUCAAGCUUUGAAAGAUGCUCUAAAAACUCUGGCAGAUAUAAUAUGUGAAUAUCCAAAUAUUCACCAAAGCAGUCGUUUUGUGUUUGUUCCUGGCCCAGAGGACCCUGGAUUUGGUUCUAUCCUACCAAGGCCACCACUUGCUGAAAGUAUUACUAAUGAAUUUAGACAACGAGUACCAUUUUCAGUUUUUACUACUAAUCCCUGCAGAAUUCAAUAUUGUACACAAGAAAUUAUUAUCUUUCGAGAAGACUUAGUAAAUAAAAUGUGCAGAAACUGUGUUCGUUUUCCUAGCAAAAAUUUAGAUAUUCCUAAUCAUUUCGUAAAGACCAUCUUAUCUCAAGGACACCUCACUCCUCUACCUCUUUAUGUGUGCCCAGUGUAUUGGGCAUAUGACUAUGCUCUGAGAGUGUAUCCGGUGCCUGAUCUGCUUGUCAUUGCAGAUAAAUAUGAUCCUUUCACUUUGACCAAUACUGAAUGUCUCUGCAUAAAUCCCGGCUCAUUUCCAAGAAGUGGAUUUUCAUUCAAAGUUUUUUAUCCUUCUAAUAAGACAGUAGAAGAUAGUAAACUUCAAGGUUUUUGA